Messenger RNA from Scaptodrosophila lebanonensis, 5124 nucleotides. It is a transcript of the gene babo, whose product is annotated as TGF-beta receptor type-1. Gene Ontology annotation, biological process: activin receptor signaling pathway; protein phosphorylation; cellular response to growth factor stimulus. Gene Ontology annotation, molecular function: ATP binding; activin receptor activity, type I; activin binding. The record is from RefSeq and is a predicted model, not a curated record. Gene Ontology annotation, cellular component: activin receptor complex; plasma membrane. Bases 703 to 2694 code for a protein of 663 amino acids. Lineage: Eukaryota; Metazoa; Arthropoda; Insecta; Diptera; Drosophilidae. The transcript is spliced from 8 exons.
GCAAAAUUGCACAUUUAACACAAAAAUAAAGCAAAAUAAUACAUAUAAAUUGGUGAAAAUUGCAAAUCAAAGUGCCGGGCACUAUUUGAAAUAAAAGUUUUUUGCCGAACAAACCGCUGAAGUCCAAAUAUUGCGCGAUGAAAACCCUAUGAAAAAUUUCUGCCGUGCGUGAAGUGGGGACGAGUUUUUCCAAUUGGGUGUAUGAUUUUAUUGGUGCAAGAAGUAGCGAACAACGCGUAAAAUAUGUGCUAAAAGGCAUAAAGUGCUCUUAUUAAUUAAUAAAGAAUGUACAAACAAAAUGUAACCUUGUUGCUGCGCGAGCAGCGCGAGUCCUCAACAUUAAAUGCGCAAUACAAAGCAAAUUAGUCGUUGUUGGGAGCUCCGCCAUCGCCACCACUGCCGCCGCCUCCUUUGCGUAUUUUUGUUUGUGGCGUAAACGCAAGUAAAUAAAUUGCAACUCGUUGAGACGCCGCCGUCGUUGUCGUCUUCUCCUUUGUCGCCACUGCCACAGCUCCUAGACUUUGAACUUGUGAUUGUGUGUGCGUGCGUGUGCAUGGGUGUGUGUUGUUGUUAUUGUAAGCGUGUGUAGUGCGGAAAAUAAAAGAAAAGUCCCAAAGUAGAAGGGAGAAUACGAAACGAAUCAAAUACAUAUACAUACGUACAUAAGUAAACAAGCGAUUGCGAUUACCAAAAACAAUUAAAAUGUCGCAGCACGUUUUAGAGCCUCUGUUGUGGCUGCUCUGCUUCAGCGUGCUCCUCAAUGCUGUUUGUGGCACACCAAUCGAAAUAGUCAUAAAUACCACAAAUGUGACUGGGCAAAGCUCCAAAGAUGCAUGGUUCCAGUCACUAAAUGAAAAACCAGCUACAGUGGCAGCUGCAACAAAGAAAGCCGCCGAGAUUGGCGCGCAACAUGCCAACGAAUCAGCUGCGGCUUAUCUAACAACAUCGAUGUCGGCGCCACCGACUGAUAACAGCAGCCAUAGCACCUACAACAAUAAUAGUAAUAAAAACAAUAAUAACAACAAUAGCAACAAUAGCAACAAUAACAAUAGUGCAGUUCCAAUUAUGUUGGCCCAUUCCCAAGCGCCAGCUGCCACACAGACGCAAAUGUCAUCGCCCACAUUUGGACCGACACAUCUGAAAAAACUCGAUAGAAAAAUUAAAUGCCACUGCGACAUUUGCAAGGAUAGCAAUCACAUUUGCGAAACCGAUGGCUAUUGUUUUACGUCUGUGGAAAAGGAUGUUGAUAGCAAGAUUCUCUUCAGUUUUAGCUGUCUCAACAUGUCGCAGAGUUUUCCACCUGGUCGCUUCAUUUGGUGCAACGAUGGUCGCCAUGGUGGGCCGACCGCAAGGCCAGCCGCCAGACGAGGUGGUCAUGCCUGUUGCAAUGAUCGGGACUUUUGCAAUCGAGAACUGCGACCCAUUAUUAAGUACUAUGCGCUGCGCAACGCAACGUCAUCAUCAUCGUCGUCGUCGUUCUCGUCGUCUUCAUUUCCAGACCAGCAGCAGACCUACUACGAAGAUUUUCUGCCCAGUCAUCAGCUUAAUAGUUGGGUACUGGUCGCUAUCAUAGUGGGCGCCACUCUGAUCAUCUGCCUGUUGGGCACUCUCUCUUGGUACUAUUGUCAGCGCAGGAAGCGUUUGGCCAGUGGUCGGCCAUUUGCGAAGGAGGAUUCAGUUUAUGAUCCCAUACUCAAUGGCAAUACGACCAUACACGACAUUAUUGAGAUGACCACUUCAGGGUCGGGAUCAGCUGGUCUGCCGCUCCUUGUGCAGCGUUCGAUCGCCCGUCAGGUGCAGCUGUGCCAUGUUAUUGGUAAGGGUCGCUUUGGUGAGGUCUGGCGGGGUCGUUGGCGCGGUGAGAAUGUCGCUGUUAAAAUAUUCUCCAGUCGCGAGGAGUGUUCGUGGUUUCGAGAGGCAGAAAUCUAUCAAACAGUCAUGUUGCGGCACGAGAACAUUUUGGGCUUCAUUGCUGCGGAUAAUAAAGACAAUGGCACCUGGACACAGCUUUGGCUUGUAACAGACUACCAUGAGAAUGGAUCCCUCUUUGAUUACCUAACUACCCACACGGUGGAUACGAAGACUAUGCUGAAUAUGUCGCUGAGCAUAGCCACAGGUCUGGCUCAUCUGCAUAUGGAUAUUGUGGGUACACGCGGAAAACCAGCUAUUGCUCAUCGAGACCUGAAGUCGAAGAACAUUCUGGUGAAGUCGAAUCUGAGCUGCGCCAUCGGGGACCUGGGCCUGGCUGUGCGUCACGUGGAGAAGGAUGACUCUGUAGACAUACCCUCCACUCAUCGUGUGGGCACCAAACGUUAUAUGGCGCCCGAAGUAUUGGACGAGAGCAUGAAUGCCCAGCACUUUGAUUCGUACAAGCGCGCCGAUGUUUACGCCUUUGGGCUAAUAUUGUGGGAGAUUGCGCGUCGCUGCAAUAUGGGAAUGAUUUACGAUGAGUAUCAAUUACCAUACUAUGAUGUAGUCCAGCCCGAUCCGAGCAUUGAGGAAAUGAAAAAGGUUGUGUGCAUCGAGAAAUGCCGCCCCAAUAUACCAAAUCGCUGGCACGCCUCCGAUGUGUUGCACAACAUGGCCAAGGUGAUGAAAGAAUGCUGGUAUCCAAAUCCUGUGGCCCGCUUGACUGCGCUACGCAUUAAGAAAACAUUGGCGAGCAUCAAUGCCGAGGAUAAGGUCAAGAACUGAUUGUGACUCUAAUGUGCAUGCCACCUGAUAGUCAUCAAUAAAUUCAGCAGGAGGUCGAGCCUUCAGCGUUUGUUGUACAUAAGUACCCUGUAACCUGGCCCCGUGUUACCUUAAACGACUUGCAACAAGCAAACCGCUAAAGAGAGCAGAAAAGAAGAAAUACUGAUCCCAACUAUUCAAACACACACUACGAGUACUUUGUAUAUAACUAGCUGUAAGGUGCUCCUAAGCUUUUGACUUUGCUUCUUUUGGUUUGAUUUGCGAUCGGAAGCGGUCCCAAGCAGCUAUCGUUAAUUAGUUUAGUUUAGUUUUUGCCUUUUGUAUAUAACUUUCGUUGUACUUUCUUGCUGAGAUUUUCCCCAAUUCCCGAGCAGCCAGCGCGGGCGUGGCUUGCGUGUGCGAAUGUAAACAAAUAAUAAUAUUAAAAUAAAAAAAUAAAAAAAAGACCGUUGCACUGCCGUUAGUGCUAUCAAUUAGGGUACUAUACGUUUUAUACAUACAUACUAUUUUUAUAUCAAACUGUUCACAAAUAAUGGAAAACGAUGAAAACGAAACGAAAAUACAAAAUACAGUAAAAGACUUCGACAAGACUGAGCAGCAGCAAAACAGUAAAAAUAAAUCUAGAAACGAAAAACUAAACUAUAAAAGUAAUAUAUUAAAUAAAACGAGAAUGAACGCCGCAUGUAAUAUGCGUUGCCUUUUGACCUGUAAUAUCAAUGUGCACCGAAAAUAACAACACCAACCAUAUACAUUAAUGUACGAUUAAAGAGACAAAUUUUUAGGAAUACACAUCAAUAACAAGAACUACCACAUAAUCCUCGACGUUUUAUAUGAAAACAUCAACUUUUUCAUUGACAUGCGUCCCUUGCCACGCCCAAGCUGCUGUGUAAUUGUUGUCUCCCUAGCCGAGCUAUAAUCUUUAAUUGUAUCCUAGUUAUUUUUAGUUAUCCUUUCGUAUCGAUCUGCAUGAAACUCACAAAUCCACACACAUACACACACUGAUUGCAGAAAAUCGUCGUAAACUUGUCAAACACCACCCGCAUAAUUUCACACAAGCACACACACACACACACACACAACAUAUAUUGCCAAUACUACCUGUAUUUGAAAUAAUAUUCAGACCGCACCCCAUUAACGUUCCAACUUUUGUUCUGUUAUAACCAAAGCUUGUUCUUCCUAUUUUACGUAGUCAUAAGUGAAAGUAUCUUAAAUUAAAAGUCGUCUAAGGAAUUACAAAGAAACAAUUGUAAUGAACAUGGAAAUUGUGUUCUUUUUAAAAUAAAACAUUCAUUAAAAGGAAUUAAAGGUUUAUCAAUAUUUGUUAUGUAUGUAUUGUAAUAAACAAGCCAAUUGACGAUCAGAGCAAACCAUAUUCCGUAUUCCAUAGUUAAGCAUAAAGGUUACUGUCAGUUUCCUUAAAUUAUUCUCUCACACACGCACACACACAACCGAGAUUAUCGCAAUAUUAAAGCAAAGCAAAACCAAAACCAAACAUUCAAAACAUCACACAUUACAGAACGAUUAAAUGAUGUGAGGAAGCAACUUCUAAUUACAAUGCCAACAACAAAUGUGCGAGAGAUUAUCACACAAUUUUCAAGCAACAUUACUCAUAGGUAUGUUACUUUAAAGUUUAAACGCAUUAACUACAAGUAAGCAUUUUAAAUUGCGUCGGCAAAUAACGAUAUAUAUGUAUAUGUCUGUAUGUAUGUAUGUGUAUGCUGAAUGUAUUGUUAUUUUAGCUUACAAUCAACUAAACGUGCAAUUUCGGCCUGCAAAAUUGAUUUUCCUAUUAAUUUAGGCAAACAAAACAGACAACAUUAAGUUAAACCUAAUUUAACGAACACGCAUACGCGCCAUUUCCUCUAAUUUAAAUAUUUAAAAAUAUAAAUUAUAUUCCUGUAAUUGUAAACGAUUGUAAAUAGCAUUCAAUUCAUUAAUGUCGUACGAAAAAUCUAACUGUAACGCGCUUAACGAUAAUGUUUUUACUUAGUUGGCCUUAGUCUCUUUGUACAUCAACACGAAGCAACCUAUUGGAAAAGUUUCAUGAGUCAAUGGAAAUUUAAUAUUUACAUAGAUUCCUGAAAAUUGUUUAACGGCAAUACGCUUAAGCUCAAUCAAUAUCUGAAUUAAUAAAUGAAUGUUUUAUUAAGUUGCAGACUACGUUGAGAUUAAAGCGCUUUUCGCAUGGGCCAGCAAACUAUUGAUUAAUUAAUUAAUUGAUUGAUUGAUUUGAUUGUACAACCCCAACUAUAAAUCGGAAAUUGAAUCUAAUUGUUGAAAAGUGUCAGUUUCCAACCAACCAUUAUAUUCAAAGCGCAAAUGAAUGAACAAUGGCUAUCUCCUCUCGAUUAAGCUGGUGAACAUAUGUACGCUAAAUAUUGUGCUUUUUGUUUUGUGUAACGAGAAAAAUAUAACAGUUUAAAUGGUUAA